AUGUCGAAGAAAGGUAUCGGGGGAGUGAUGAUAUCGUCGAGCAACCCCAGCCACAAUACCGACACCUUGGGCUGGAGGUGCACCUCAAAGGCUCCAACCGAUGCGAGCUGGGCGAAUAACGUGAACGCUGUGACUGGCUGGCCCGAGGCUCAAAUGCCAGGCCUCAAUGGCGACUGCAAGUUUCCUGGACCCGACCUGUCGAUCAGUCACUGCGUCACGAAUAUGGACGAUAUGGCCAUGUGGAUAUGGACGUCAGACGUCAGGCAGGCUACUGGCCACGAAAACGUCUGCUGCGGCGCAGAUAUCACGUCAAAGACACAAAGAACGAUGAAAAGGAUAUUGCCAAAAGGAGGUGGGCCUUAUGGUAGAGACGGUGAAAGUUCCGGCUCCACAAUCGCUAUCGUCAUUACCGUCGUCUUACUCGUCAUCAUCGCCAUUUCAGUUCUUCUCAUAUAUUUCCUGCUUUUUAAUCACACUCAGGAACAGCUGGAUCAGUAA
This is a messenger RNA of Helobdella robusta, 498 nucleotides long. RefSeq lists its product as hypothetical. The record is from RefSeq and is a predicted model, not a curated record. NCBI's taxonomy places the organism in Eukaryota, Metazoa, Annelida, Clitellata, Rhynchobdellida, Glossiphoniidae. The transcript has 5 exons. The coding region runs from base 1 to 498 and encodes 165 amino acids.